Messenger RNA from Papaver somniferum (opium poppy), 1362 nucleotides. Its product is annotated as zinc finger MYM-type protein 1-like. The record is from RefSeq and is a predicted model, not a curated record. The coding region runs from base 1 to 1362 and encodes 453 amino acids. The transcript is spliced from 3 exons. NCBI's taxonomy places the organism in Eukaryota, Viridiplantae, Streptophyta, Magnoliopsida, Ranunculales, Papaveraceae.
AUGGAUGCAGUUGAACCCGAAGAAUUGCACAUCCGUAGAACUGGAAUAGUAGAAGACAGACCUGAAGGGGUGGAAGUUACUCCAUUAGAACGUUAUCCGGGGUUACGAAUUCCAGUAAUGCAACAUCCUGUUAACAAGCGUGAUGAAGUUCGUCGAGCAUAUCUAUUGUUGGGAACUUAUCAGCCGAGAUUAAGAUAUCCCCGCUCUAAAUUCGGAACGCAAAACCGUGGGUUUAAUUUCAGUUGGUUCGCGCAACACCCUUGGUUGGAGUAUUCACCUUCUAAAGACGCUGCAUAUUGUUUUCAUUGUUAUCUUUUUGAAUCAGAUCCACCAAAACAUUCAGCAUUCACCAGUGAAGGAAAUUCUGAAGCUCUGAAGAAUUCAGCUCAACGAAUAACUAAUUUGGUAAAGAAACAAUCAGAAGAGGCUGUAAAGAGACAUAGGUUGCGUCUCAAGAAAACCAUUGACUGUUUAAGAUGGAUUUCAUGUCAACAGUGUGCUUUCAGAGGUCACAAUGAGUCAAAAGGUUCAAGGAAUCGUGGGAAUUUUAUUGAAUUAAUUAAGUAUUCGACAUCACUUAAUAAAGAUGUAAAUGCAGUCGUCUUGGAGAAUGCCGCUGGAAAUGCCACUUAUACUUCACCCAAGAUUCAAAAACAGAUCUUGAAUAUUAUAUUUAACAGAAUUAGAAGCAAGAUUCGCGAGGAAUUUAGAAAUGCCAAGUAUUGUAUCCUUGUUGAUGAGUCGCGGGACGCUUCCAAGAAAGAGCAAAUGGUGAUUGUUUUAAGGUAUGUGGAUAUUGACGGUUAUGUUCAAGAAAGGUUUUUUGAUAUACAACGUGUUGACGAUACUUGUGCUUUAACUCUGAAAAAUGGAAUAAAAAAAAUUCUUAAUUAUUAUGAUCUUCAAGUUGAAAACAUGCGAGGGCCGGGGUAUGAUGGCGCUAGUAAUAUGCGUGGUCAGUGGAAUGGCUUACAAGCCUUGUUUCGUAAGGAAUGCAAAUAUGUUUAUUGUUUUGCGCAUCGGCUUCAGCUAGCACUUGUGAAAACUGCUGAAACUUUGGGUCCAGUUUGGAAAUUCUAUUCUAUGUUAUCAUCAAUUGUCAACCUUGUUACAUCUUUUUCAUAUCGGUUUGGUGAUUUUCAGUCUGCUCAAGAAGAUGAGAUUGCUAAAAGGUUAGAUAGUGGUGAACUUGAGACAGGGAAAGGGGAAAACCAAAUAGGUACUUUGCCACGUGCUACUGAUACCCGUUGGAGUUCGCAUUAUGGUUUCGUAUGCAGUUUGAUAGAUAAUUUCGAAGCAACCUUCACAACUAUUGACCUGAUACCCAUCUCACUAUAUUUAUACGUUGUUACUUCUUACUAA